Bufo gargarizans (Asiatic toad) is the source of this 3681-nucleotide messenger RNA. It is a transcript of the gene POLA2, whose product is annotated as DNA polymerase alpha 2, accessory subunit. Bases 259 to 2064 code for a protein of 601 amino acids. The record is from RefSeq and is a predicted model, not a curated record. Gene Ontology annotation, biological process: DNA replication initiation; DNA replication. Gene Ontology annotation, cellular component: alpha DNA polymerase:primase complex. Lineage: Eukaryota; Metazoa; Chordata; Amphibia; Anura; Bufonidae. The transcript is spliced from 19 exons. Gene Ontology annotation, molecular function: DNA binding.
CAGUCCUUAUGUACUUUAUCGAUGGCUGUAAAUCUUAAACAAGAGGGGUCUUGGUUAUGUGUUGUUUUAAAAUGAUAUGAUAAUGAAUGGUUUUCAAAGCCUUUCCUUAUAUUGCCGAAAUGUUCUGCAAUGCGCUUUUUCAGCGAUCUUUUAGUUCUCCCUACAUAUUGGAAUUUGCAUGGGCAUUCUAUCACGUAUAUUACAUCCUCCGUACUACAAGCUUGGUGAUCGCUGCUGGUCUCUGUGGCCCCUCACACCAUGGCUGCGUCCCUGCAGAGGAUCCAGGAAGAGCUCGGUCUCUUCGGCGUCGUCGUGGACCUGGAGGAUGAAGACCUGUCAGAGAAGUUGGUGGAACUUUGUUCUGUUCAUCGGUUCAAUGAAGAAAAGUUGGUGGAAGAGUGGAUGGCUUUCACUGCGACCAGGAGUUUACCUCUUACUGUUGGCAAUCUCUGUGCUUUGGAUCAUGAAGUUCUCAGUAAAAAAAAUUCAAAACGGCCAAAUUUGAAAAAAGAAAAACAUUGUGGCAGCCGGGACAUUAACAGCAUUCAGGAGCUUAUUGAGGUGGAGACUGAAGAGGAAAAUCUUCUAGAUUCAUACUCUACUCCUUCAAAAGGAUCCCAAAAACGCAAUUUAUCAACACCAGAGAAUCCACAAUCAAAACGUGUUCCUGCCAUAAAUCGGAGCCCCCAUCUUCUCUUUUCACCAGCCAGCUUCUCACCCAGUGCCACCCCAUCACAGAAGUACAGCGCUCGCUCAAACCGUGGUGAAGUGGUGACCUCUUUCGGAGGAGUACAAGGAACUUCAUGGAGUGGUGGGAAUGGCACACAAACUAAAGUAGAACUCAUAACCCUAGAAGAGGAGGAGUCACUGACCAAAUCAUACAAGUACAUGUUCCAGAAGUUGACGGACAUCAGAGAUGCGGUGGCAAGUAAAAUUGAGGAGCUUGGUGAAACCCUGAAGAAUCAUUUCCAUAUUGAAGAGUUUACAGCUGUCUCUUUUCCAGCUCAGGAGACCGUCACCGUGCUUGGCCAGAUUGGCUGUGACAGCAAUGGGAAAUUGAACUCUAAAUCUGUCAUUCUUGAGGGAGAUCGGGAGCAUUCAUCAGGAAUGCAGGUUCCAGUGGACUUGUCAGAAUUGAAGGAAUAUUCACUGUUUCCUGGACAGGUUGUAGUAAUGGAAGGGACAAACAGCACUGGAAGAAAAUUUGUUGCUUCAAAACUGUAUGAGGGAGUCCCACUUCCCUUCUAUCAGCCAAACAUUGAUUUUGAAGAUUGCCCUCAACAGAUGAUAAUUGCAGCCUGUGGACCGUUCACCACAUCGGACACCAUCACUUAUGAUGCCCUAAAGGAUCUGGUGGAUGUUAUUAAUAGAGACCGUCCAGAUGUCUGCAUUCUGCUUGGCCCCUUUUUGGAUUCGAAACAUGAGCAGGUUGAGAGCUUGCAGCUGACGGUGACGUUUGAAGAGGUGUUUAAAUCUUGCCUGAAAAUGAUCAUUGAAGGAACACGGCCAUCUGGUUCCCAUUUGGUGUUUGUGCCGUCUGUCCGAGAUGUUCACCACGAUCCUGUCUACCCUCAGCCUCCUUUUAGCUGCUAUGAGACCGCUAAGGAAGAUAAACCGAGAGUGCACUUUGUGGCAGAUCCUUGCACCUUGUCUGUCAGUGGUGUAGCAGUGGGAUUUACAUCCACAGACUUGCUCUUUCACAUGGGUGCAGAGGAGAUCAGCAGUGGUAUUGCAGGAGCUCCAGACAGAUUUAGCCGAAUCCUCAAACAUAUCCUGAUUCAGCGGAGCUACUAUCCUUUAUAUCCUCCACAUGAAGAGAUUAACAUUGACUAUGAAGCACAUUAUAACUACGCAAUCAUGCCAGUCACUCCAGAUGUCUUUAUUAUCCCCUCAGAACUCCGCUUUUUCAUCAAGGAUAUCUCCGGCUGCAUUUGCAUUAAUCCAGGCCGUCUAACAAAAGGAAUGGUGGGAGGAACGUACGCCCGAUUUUUGGUGAAAAAGGAGAAGACUGGCACAGCAGAAAGGAAAUCUCCUUGUAUAUCUGCUCAAGUUGUUAAAAUUUAACAUGAAAUACAUCAGAAUAUUUUCAGAAAAUAGAGUUUAUUUUACUAAAACUGACUGGAAAAAUUAUAGGAAUGAAGUAUGUGCAUGGCCAGAAGAGGUGUCUGACCCUCAAUAUACCAGACCAGGUGACCACAUGAUCGGAACAGAAAAACGCGUGGGUCUUUGCAAGGGAUGAGAGAAUCCGCAGGUCCUCUUCUUCCUGUGUUGUAUUACAUGCAUGAGCUAUUCCACAUGUUGGCCCAGAGCUAAACAGUACCAGCAGGAGCUUCUCAUAGCGGCUGCUUUCCAUGCAUAGUGGAGGAGAUUUAUUAAGUGCAAAGGGAAAGAGGAACAUUUGGCGAUGGAGGCCAGCUAGAAAAACGAAAGCUAGAAUCUCACUGAUUUUUGGCUUUUCUUGUUUUUUUAUGUUUUGUUUUUUUGCACUAGUUUUGAAAAAUCUCCCAUAAUGUGGGAGUGUUGUGUAUAAAGACUUUUGAAGAAAAAAAUUUGAUGGCCAUAGUGACCAGAAUUCGUCUUUCCUUUCCUAUACACUUGAAUACGGCUUUGUGUAAUUACACCCGCUCACCGUUGCUGUUGCAAUGACGAGCAAUUAAACAAUGAAGUGAAGGCUGCGAUGGCACGGCACGUGCCUUCUCUUCAACCAGCUGAUCUGUGGGGUGUCGAACACCCACCGAUCUGAUAACCCAUCCUGAGGAUAGCUCAUCAAUAAAAAUAACUUGGACAGCCCCUUUAAGGGUACGGCCACACAGUUUUUUGACCAAGGUUUUGAAGCAGAUCUCCCUGCAGCUCUAUGUGACUGUACCCUAAGGCUCGCUUAGAUACUACGGCUUAAACCACAGUUCCAUGUUCCGGUCAUGUUAUCCGUCUGUAUUUCUCGUGUGUGCCAGGGCCUGACAGUAGGUUUAACUGACCUGAAAUCACUGCAUCCUAGAUGGAAAACUCACAACAUCAUAGGGAUCUGUCAGUGAAACUUGCGGUAAGGCCAUGACUGAUAACAUGACUAGGGAUGAGCAAACUUCAAAAUUUAAAGUUUGGGUAUAUGCUGAAUUGCGUUAUGGUUCAUGGUAACGGAAUCCAUAAUGCAUUUCCAUGACGGAACGCAUAACUGAAUGCCUUUUGAGACAUUAUGGGGGCCAUAGACUUUUAUUAUGACAGAAUGCCUCUAAAGGCACGCAGUCAUGGAAUUGUGAUAUGGUCCGUGGUAACUGAAUCCAUAACCCAAUUAAUCACAUAACCGAACUUCAAAACUGGAAGUUCGCUCGUCCCUAAAUACGAACAGAAUGUGGAUGUGUGAAUCUGGCCCAAGGGAAUAUUUGCUUAAAGGGACACUGACAGGCCCAAUAAGCAUAAUUAUCUAUCUAUAUAUGCAUGGAUCCCAUAGCCUUCUACUGGGCAUGCGCAGGAUCUUGGAACGUCUGGGACAGCAGAAGCCGCCCAGUAAAGUGAAUAUUGAUGAGCUGGGCGGCUCUUCAAAAGGCGGUUGGGGCGCAGCUGGCUGGGCACAAGUAAAGCUGAAACGCUGCCCCUUGGCAGAAAGAAGAGCAAUUACUUCAGGUUAUAAAACAUAAGUUUGCUGUAUUUAUAAGGUGGACAGGGGGUAUACUUAUAGGUUUUUAA